Molecule: messenger RNA, 2462 nt
Organism: Hyla sarda
Lineage: Eukaryota; Metazoa; Chordata; Amphibia; Anura; Hylidae
Gene: SLC13A4
Product: solute carrier family 13 member 4
Exons: 17
Coding region: 176-2101 (641 amino acids)
Biological process (GO): monoatomic anion transmembrane transport
Cellular component (GO): membrane
Molecular function (GO): transmembrane transporter activity
Source: RefSeq, a predicted model, not a curated record
CACGACCAAGCCCAUUAUAAAGCCGUGGAAUCCGACAGGCGCCGGUGGUAUCAGUGAUAAAUGCGAGUUUGUGGGGGAGAAGGCAGCAGAGGAUUAAGGAACGUCACAGGAUUUCUAGAGGAGUGAGACUUACAGGAGUCUGGAGGAAGGAUUGUUCUACCAGCACGGGACCAGGAUGGCGGCGGCAGCGGUUUGGACCCAACUUCUGCGAUCCAAGAACCUCAUCCUGGUCAUCUCCAUCCCCCUGCUGCUGCUCCCGCUCCCCCUGCUGCACCCCAGUAGUGAAUCUUCCUGCGCCUACGUCCUCAUAGUGACUGCCGUGUACUGGGUGUCGGAGGCCGUUCCUCUUGGAGCUGCUGCAUUGGUCCCAGCGUUCCUCUUCCCACUUUUUGGGGUGCUGAAGUCUAGUGAGGUGGCUGCAGAAUAUGUCAAGAACACAACAAUUUUGCUUAUGGGGGUGAUAUGUCUGGCAGCUUCAGUGGAGAAAUGGAAUCUACAUAAGAGAAUAGCUCUAAGGAUGGUCAUGGUGUCUGGAGCGAAGCCAGGAAUGCUCUUGAUGUGCUUCAUGUGCUGCACUGCCCUGCUCUCCAUGUGGCUCUCCAAUACCUCCUCCACUGCCAUGGUGAUGCCCAUCGUUGAUGCAGUUCUGCAGCAGCUGACAAGAGCUGAUGAGGAGCAUGAGGGGGCAGUGGUCAGUGGUUCUACCGCCACCGAUAACGCUCAGCAGAAAGGUGGAAAGGAGAAGCAGAACCAGCCUUCAAUUGAACUCAUCUUCAUCAAUGAAGAGGCCACAGCAAAGGACCUCAGCAAACUGAUACAAAGCAAGCAGAAUCUCAAUGGCGUUCACAUGAUUGCCAACCCUAUGAAAUUUGUGAAGCCCCCGACUAAUGGCCAGUCCCUUCCUCAGACCCAGAUUCUGGUUCUUCCAUCUACUGAGUCUAAGGAUCCAAAGGAACCAGGAAAAUACAGAUCUAAACAUGACCACAUGAUCUGCAAAUGCCUGUCACUAAGCGUCUCCUAUGCUGCGACUAUCGGUGGCCUCACCACAAUUAUUGGGACCUCCACCAGCCUCAUCUUUCUAGAGCAUUUCAAGAAUCGGUACCCCGAUGCUGAGGUGGUGAACUUCGGCACCUGGUUUGUGUUUAGUUUGCCCAUCACAGUCAUCGUCCUGUUCCUUACCUGGGUUUGGCUCCAUUGGUUGUUUCUUGGCUGCAAUUUUAGAGAAACCUGCUCCCUCAGUAAGAAUAAGAAGACCAGACAGGAAGAGUUGUCAGAGCAGCGUAUUCAGGAGGAAUAUGAGAAGUUGGGGAAAAUGAGUUACCCAGAAAAGGUCACCGUCUUCUUCUUCAUCCUGAUGACCCUUCUCUGGUUUACCCGGGAACCUGGGUUUGUUCCCGGCUGGGAAUCUCUAUUUGAAAAGAAGGGUUACAGGACAGAUGCUACGGUGUCAGUGUUCCUGGGAUUCCUGCUGUUUCUGAUACCAUCAAAGAGACCCAAAUUUACCUGUUUUGGAAAAGGGGAGUCAGAACAGAGUAAGAAUAAGGAAGAAGAUGAACCAGACCUAGGAGGCCCCAUGCUGACUUGGCAAGAAUUCCAGAAACAUAUGCCCUGGGAGAUUGUGGUCCUGGUGGGAGGGGGUUACGCCCUUGCUGCUGGAUGUAAGACCUCCGGCCUCUCCACCUGGAUUGGCCGUCAGAUGGAGUGUCUAAGUAGCCUCCCUUCCUGGGCCGUCAGCCUCCUGGCUUGUAUCCUGGUCUCUGCGGUGACAGAAUUCGUCAGUAACCCGGCGACCAUCACCAUAUUCUUGCCAAUCUUAUGCAGCCUGUCUGAAGCUCUCCACAUUAACCCCUUGUACACCCUGAUCCCGGUCGCCAUGUGCAUCUCAUUUGCUGUGAUGUUACCGGUGGGGAACCCGCCCAACGCCAUUGUAUAUAACUAUGGACACUGCAAGAUCAAAGAUAUGGUGAAGGCCGGUCUAGGAGUGAAUGUCAUCGGCCUGGGCAUCAUCAUGGUCGCCAUCAACACGUGGGGCAUCAGCCUCUUCCAGCUCAACACAUUUCCGGACUGGGCAAUGAUUCAGAACUCGACUCAGCACCUGUGAGAACAGGCUAAAACCUAAAGGGGCACCCUGAAGGUGUCAUAAGGAGGGUGAGGGCCGGAACGUGGCCACAGGAGACCAAGCUGUACACCAAAGGACCACGCUUAGUAUCACUUUAUUACUUGAAUUUAAAGGGGCAGUACACUCUUUGGAGCCCCCCUCUUCCUAUAGGCCCUCAGUAAUGGGGCUGUUGAUCGGGACCAUCGUACAUUUACUAACGAAUUUUGAUUUUGGGGGUCCCAGCAGAAGGGCCCCUCCUAUAAGGUACCCCUCAUCCCUACAUUAUCAGACCCCAGACCUGACCCCCCCUACAUUAUCAGACCCCAGAACUGCCCCCCCCUACAUUAUCAGACCCCAGACCUGA